UGGACCUGAAGCCGGAUCCAGAUCCGGUGCUGGGUCCCGGGUGUUUGAGAGUCCGACGGGGCUGGAGAGGAGCGCGCACCGCGGGGCCUCGGCGGGUGAGGGGGCGACAGCGGGGCCGGGCGGGGCCCUGAGUGCCGCGGCCUGCCUUCCGAUUAUCCAACAGACAUCAGUGCAAAGAUGAAACCCGAUGAAACUCCUAUGUUUGACCCAAGUCUACUCAAAGAAGUGGACUGGAGCCAGAAUACAGCUACAUUUUCUCCAGCCAUUUCCCCAACACAUCCUGGAGACGGUCUGGUGUUGAGGCCUCUUUGUACUGCUGACUUAAAUAGAGGUUUUUUUAAGGUACUAGGUCAGCUAACAGAGACUGGAGUUGUCAACCCUGAACAAUUUAUGAAAUCUUUUGAGCACAUGAAGAAAUCUGGGGAUUAUUAUGUUACAGUUGUGGAAGAUGUGACUUUAGGACAGAUCGUUGCUACGGCAACUCUGAUAAUAGAACAUAAAUUCACCCAUUCCUGUGCUAAGAGAGGAAGAGUAGAAGAUGUUGUUGUUAGUGAUGAAUGCAGAGGAAAGCAGCUUGGCAAAUUGUUAUUAUCAACCCUUACUUUGCUAAGCAAGAAACUGAACUGUUAUAAGAUUACCCUUGAAUGUCUACCACAAAACGUUGGUUUCUAUAAAAAGUUUGGAUAUACAGUAUCUGAAGAAAACUACAUGUGUCGGAGGUUUCUAAAGUAAAAAAUCUUAAGAAAGACAUUUGUCAAAGGAGCUAAUGCACAAGGCUAUACUCUUUCUAGAGUUAAAAUAUUUUGUUGGUACAACCCAGUGACCUCCAUAAAUACUGGAUUAAAAACCAUUGUAAGACAACAAAUAUGACAUUUAGCAGAUUACUUUGGGCUGGUGGGGGAUGCUGUGAGUUUAGAUUACAAAUGAAUAUUAUAAAGGGGAUGAUUUUUAACCAAAGGAAUAUAUUUUCAACUUGAAUCUUUUCUUGCAUUGUAUUUUUCUAAAGUUUGGCUUCAUUUCUUGGUGGUCAAGAAUAUAGGUAGUAAGGAGUUAUAUGUCUGCUAUCUGUACUGCUCAUUAAAAGAAAAAUAAGGCUGUUUCUUAUUACAUUCAUAAAAUUAAUAUUUUUGUUUCAAAGAAACAUAUCUAAAUACCACUUAUGUAUUUUAACUAAAUGUACUGCAGUCCAACAUUUGUUGAUCCUAAUACUGUAUUGCCAACCUAGUCAGUAGCUAAAGAAGCAGAAAUGAAAAUUAACAUAAAAUGUGACAAGAUUCGAAGUAAAACAAUUUAAAUGUAUAUCUAAAGUUUAUAUAAUUCUAAUGUAAAGUACCACCUGUCUUACAUGUGAAAUAUAAUAAUUACUCAUUUGUUUAAAAUACCUAAGAGCAACUAUAAGGUACUUUUUAAUAGUUAAUUAGCAAAUCUGGGCAUACUGUGUAUUUCUAACCUGAUUUCUCAUCUUUUCAUGAAUAUCUGAAGCCUCUCUUCUGAGUAACAUUUUUAUGAAAAAUAGAUUACAAAGUUGAGUGGAUUAUUUAAAAAUGUAUCAUACUGUAUGUUAUAUGUUGAUGGAAUCUUUUCUAUUCAAUGUGAUUAUAAUGGUACUAUUAUUCUGAUAACUGUGCUGUUUUGAUUUUAUUUAUUUUAAUUAUUUUUUUAAGUUGAAGUAAGAAUUAGAUACUUUAUUAAUGGUUCUAAUCUUUUGCAUUCCAUGUUACAUUAAACCCGUUCAUAUGAUGAAUAGUCUUUUAUUAGAA
This is a messenger RNA of Diceros bicornis minor, 1760 nucleotides long. RefSeq names its product glucosamine-phosphate N-acetyltransferase 1 (gene GNPNAT1). Lineage: Eukaryota; Metazoa; Chordata; Mammalia; Perissodactyla; Rhinocerotidae. Gene Ontology annotation, molecular function: glucosamine 6-phosphate N-acetyltransferase activity; monosaccharide binding. The transcript has 6 exons. The coding region runs from base 178 to 732 and encodes 184 amino acids. Gene Ontology annotation, cellular component: endoplasmic reticulum; Golgi apparatus; endoplasmic reticulum-Golgi intermediate compartment. The record is from RefSeq and is a predicted model, not a curated record. Gene Ontology annotation, biological process: UDP-N-acetylglucosamine biosynthetic process.